ACUAUAUACGUUUAUUAAAAUUUACAUCAGUUAUUCUUUGAUUUUUUUUUCACUCUACCAUGAUAGUUUUAAGUGAACUUGCACUAUUAAAUCCCGUUAUUAAUGUUGGUUAUUCCAGAUGACAACUCUGAGUCCACAGAAGAUUACAUCUCGAACAUUCCGAUUGUGCAAGAACCACCAGAAGUACCAGCAAUAGACCAAGAGAGAAAACACCUGGAAGACAAGGAAAACAAGGAAAAGUACAAAUCAUACAUUAAAGUUUCAAGAUGGACUGUACAACCUACAUGUAGCAAAAUUGAUGUCCAUGAGAGUCUGUUCAGCAAACCAAACAAAUUACCAGCUAACAGUGAAAAGAAACCACUCACAUGCAAGAGGAAACUAUUCGCGUCUGAAGUUUCCAAACCAGAAAUUGCAUCAUGUAGAAAGAAAACAACACUAGACAUGGUUGUCCAGCUACUUGGCCCAUCAUCAGAUGUGGAUGACUGUCUUAAGUACAGGGAAUUGAAGCAAAAACACCCUGGUCAUAAGUCCUUUAUAUCAGCUUUUGAUCAAUCUUUCUCUAAGCUACAGAUUGAGGUCAGCAAGAGAUAUUUUGCCCUGAAAGAAGAGAUUACAAAAGUUGAUGAAAAGGAGAACAGUGAGAAUCUGUUAGCCGACAAGGAGAUUGCUCAAAAGCUGCUUGAUCACUGGGGAGUGUACUACUUUUAA
Molecule: messenger RNA, 708 nt
Organism: Mytilus trossulus (common blue mussel)
Lineage: Eukaryota; Metazoa; Mollusca; Bivalvia; Mytilida; Mytilidae
Exons: 5
Coding region: 103-708 (201 amino acids)
Source: RefSeq, a predicted model, not a curated record